Molecule: messenger RNA, 2822 nt
Organism: Ceratitis capitata (Mediterranean fruit fly)
Lineage: Eukaryota; Metazoa; Arthropoda; Insecta; Diptera; Tephritidae
Exons: 6
Coding region: 165-2768 (867 amino acids)
Cellular component (GO): extracellular region
Molecular function (GO): chitin binding
Source: RefSeq, a predicted model, not a curated record
ACGAUUCGCGAAGAAAAUGAAAAUGUGCUAAAUAUUUGAUUGCUUUCGGACAACUCAGUCAAUUUAUUUAUUUUUUUUUUAAUAACAAUUAAUAGAGGUAACAGAUACGAGCAUAUGCUUGAGAGCCCUUUGAACAUUGAAAUAGUCUCCGUAAAAUUCAAUUCAUGACGAAAGUAGAAAUAGAAGAUAAAAUGAGGUGCGAAAUUAUGUCCAUAAGCAUAAUUUUCCUAGUAUUAUUAGUAAGUGCGACACGGGCUGAUACCUUCGAAGAAUGUGAAAAUGCACCGGAUGACACGUUUGUAAGCAGCUUAGAAAGUUGUCAAAUGUACAUUUACUGUAAUGGCGAUGAUUCAUAUUCGGGCGAAUGCGAUGAAGGUCAAUAUUUUGAUGGCGAUGCAUGUGACGCUGCAGAAAAUGUAUAUUGCCCACUAGAUGACGAGAGUGAGACAGAUCCGGAGGAGCCUGAGGAACCGGACGAACCAUCCGUUACAUCAACUUCAACAACCACAACAACAGUGAUGACAACGUUAACCCCACAAACAGCCACAACCAAUACUGGUUCCAGUACGAGCACUUUAGAACCGAUGGCCAUUGCGCCUGUGGUUAGGGAACAAUGUCCUUCAACCGAUGAUCUCAAUGAAAUAGUGCUUUUGGCAAAUACACAGUCUUGCACGAUGUAUUAUCUUUGUUAUCACGGGUAUCCAAUUGAGAUGCGUUGCACAGACAAUUUGCAUUUCAAUAUACAAACAGCAAAGUGUGAUUUCCCCGAAAAUGUACAUUGUAUGAUCGACCGACCAAAUGCAAAUAAAUGUCUACCACAUGUCACCGACUUUUUCCCCCAUCCAGAGAAGUGUAAUUAUUUCUACUAUUGUAUCAAGGGUUUCCUGACAGUACAACAGUGCCCUUUCUACUACGGAUGGGACAUUGAACGACGAUCUUGCGUGUUUCUUGGGCAGGCAAAAUGUGUUGAAGGUUCAAAACGAACAUAUGACAUCUACGAAGCGUGCAAUGAUAAACCAAGUCACGCGUUCAUAGCCAGCAAUACUUCUUGUAAUCAUUACAUAUACUGCGCUGGUGCUGAAUCCUAUGAAGGGGAAUGCCCCGAAGACGAUUACUUUAAUGAACUGUUACAAACAUGUGAUCCAAAGCAUCUUGUCAAUUGUAAACCUGAUAACUCCGAUAGCUUCAGCACCAACUCAACGACUACCACGACACCAGCUCCAACAACUACAACAUCGAGUACAUUGAUAACUCCAACGUCGGUAGUAACUAGAGAUAUGCCCAUUACAAAUUUAUUCAUACCAACUGUGCCUAUGACACAUAACACUCAAACACUCCAUGACAAUACAACCUCUACGAGCACAAUGGCGCCAGCUGUUUCGCCCGGUGAUACGCUCAUACUAAUAUCCACUGAUUGCCCACAAACGGAUAACCCUAAACAGAUGAUUUUCAUACCACAUACAAAGUAUUGUUCCGAUUAUUUCAUUUGCUAUCGUGGCGAAAGACUGGCAAUGCACUGUUCUCCUAUGCUACAUUUCAACUCUAACUCUGGGAAGUGCGACUACCCGGAAAAUGUUCGAUGUCGCUCUGACUUUACCAAUCCUAGAGAGCUCUGCCAGCAGCAUACUGUCGACUUGUUUCCGCAUAAAACUAAUUGUAACUAUUUCUACAACUGUCGAAAGGGAUAUCUCUUGCUGCAGCAAUGCCCCUUUAAUUACGGCUGGGACUAUGAAAGACGCACGUGUACGGUACUACAACAAGCUAAAUGCUACAACAAAAUUUUGUAUAAGAAAUCAUUGAAAUAUUUGAGUCAAAGUGUAAAUUUUACAAUGGAUAUUAAGCUCUCCCGAGUCGCUUUCAUUUGCUUAGCAUGGGCAACAGCAGUGUUGGAUAUUUCCAACGCGCUCACGUCAAAUUUAUUCCUGCGGACCGUUGCGAAGCGCCAAAAUAAUGUAUGUUUAAAUCACACAGCCGGAGAAUUUGAUAGAAAUCCAGAUGACUGCCGUUCAUUCUAUUUGUGUUUGGAAAACGGACAGGCGGUCUUAGCCCCCUGCCCUCCAACAAUGCUUUUCAAUCCGGUCAGUAAGCUCUGCGACACCGCUGAUAAUGUCAAUUGCGAAGCUAGCACUACCGGAGUGGCCAACGUUUCGAACAAUAAUAAUAACAAUAACCAUAAUGGUAAUAACGACAACAAUAAUAAUAAUAACAGUUAUAAUAAUGGAAAUAGUGUUGGUAAUGCACUGCUAAACGUCUCCCAAUACUGUGCUUCCCAACCAACCGAGCAAAAUCGUAUAAUUUUCGUUGGUAGCAGCAUAAAUUGUCAGCAAUACUUCAUGUGCUACUAUGGACAAGCAGUUCUGCAGGAAUGCAGUGCCAAUCUACACUGGAAUGCGAAUAUCGCAAAAUGCGAUUUGCCCGAAAAAGCUGGUUGUCAAUUGGAAAACGGUGAUACCAGUGCUAGCUCAUCUGAAACAUUUAACGGUAAUGGAAAUAGUGGCAAUGGUGUUGGUACUUCGGAAAUAGGCAGCCAAAGUGGGGGACAAUCGAGUACUGACGAACUGAUUAAUUGUCCAAUAUAUGGACAACAUGUAUUUCCACAUAUGUCGCGUUGCGAAUAUUUUAUUUACUGUAUCAAAGGGCAUGCCAUUCUGCAGCAGUGUCCAUUUUAUUACAAUUUCGAUAUUGUGUCAAAAAGUUGCAAAUGGCGCAGGAGCGCCAUCUGUGUACGCGAUUUAAAUAUUAAUUUUCAGAAAUUAAUUGCGAAGUAAUAACUUGUUGUAACAUGCAUUAAUAAAACCGAAGAGAUAUAUAAUUCUCUUAAA